AUGCCGCCUGAAUCGUGUGAAAUGUUCCUGAACUCAGCAGCAGCACAAACCCUCUAUUCCUGGUCAAUUCCUGUUUGUGUGCUGACAGACGGGAUGUUUGGGAAGUGUCACUCUGCUCCGGUGAAGGAGGUUUACACCUACGAUGUGUCUCCAUCUGUGGUGCAACGCUUCAGGAUGCUGCUGGAGAAGCUGUCCAACAGAGGUCUGACCUGGGAGGACGACGACACCCAGCAGGUCCUGUCCAAGGAGUUAUCCAAGCUGAGGAGGAUUCCCUACAGGCCGCAGCAGAACUCGCCUGUCUACAAUGCAGACAGCAGGCCGAUAGCUGAAGCGAUGGACCCAGUAGACCAGAGGGUGAAGCCAGUGGAGGUGGAGCUCAGCAGAAACCUGCAGGCAUACCUCCAACGUCUUGGUCUUAUUCCGAAGACGUCGUCUGCCUCUGGUCUGAGCUCACCUGUCAAGAGUGACCGUUUCCAGUCCGGCAUCCUUUCAGAUUUCUAUCGCUCCAAGGCCAAGACUUUGGCUCAGAAGUCGCCUCCCUCCGGCUUCUCUUCUGUUUCAUCCCUCCAGCCUCUGCAGAAGCAGAGACCUCCAGCCGACCAGCUCCUCGCCAUGCGGGCGGAGGGUGACCUUCUCCUCAGCGCCCUGAGGCAGCAUCUCUCCGGGCAUCUGUCCCUGCACAGCGGUGGGCCGAGUCCCGCCCAGGAGGAGACCCUCUCUUUGCGCCUCAGGCCCUUCUACGGCAACGGAAUAGAAAAUUCUGGGCUCAAAAAAGAGACCUCAAAAUCCAGGCUUCUGAAGAUGGGAAGAACUCAGGGGGCUUCAGUCAAGGACCCGCUCACAUCUGUGGACGAGAGGUUCAUCGAGAACGUGCUGAAGAACGUCGGCAGGCAGCACGUGGACGUGGACAACCUGACGCCGCAGGACUUGGACCAGCUGUCCAGCCUGAUAGCGGACGCCCUGCAGGUGGUGGACCAGGACCAGGGCCGGACUCGGGCUCGGGGACCCGGACCAAGAGACCUGGAGGGAGAACCGGGGGAAGAAGACGAGGAAGAGGAGGGGGAGGAAGAGGAGAAGCUGGCGAGCGCUCCCACUCUGAAGUCGCUGGAGAGCACCGCUGAGGCACUGGCAGCACUUCAAGAGCGCCACUCGGACACAGAAGAGCAGAAUGUGGAGGACAAGGCCGAGAGCGGGAGCCUCUUGACCAAACUCCUCGCCUACCUCGACAAAACUCCCUUCACUGGCCCUCCACCAGCCAGAAACCGCUACGAUGUCGCCAUGGAGACGCCCAGAGGCCAGCCGGUCGGCCUGGAGAAUGUCCAGAGUCGGACCAGCGAGGCCGGAGUGACGGUGCAGAAGAAGGACGCCACCCAGUCCGUGGAGGAGGUGUCUGAGGUGGAGGGCUGGAUCAAGGAGGUUCCGCCCCCUCCGGCUUCGCUCGUGUACGAUGAGCCGCACAAGAACACGAUGCACGUCCCCGAGCUCCAGCUGGACGUGAAAGCCGGCAGGAAGAAGGCCGACGAUGACGUCUUCGGCUACGUCAUCACCGACACAGAUGGGCUCCAGACAGACGAAGGACUCCACCUGAUGGAAAUUCUGGCUCGGAGGGCCAAAAUCCAGAUGACCGACUUCGCCGAGCUCUCGGUGGUGGGUCCGGCUGUGACCUUCAAAGUGAACCCCAACACUCAGAACGUCAGCACCGCAGAUGUGGCCAACGUAGCAGUCCAGCAGAAAGCAGAGCUGGAGAAGGAAGCCAAGGUCAACAUCCUGGAGGCCGGGGUCGCCGACGGAAGCCAGAUCAACCAGAUCCCCACCAAGUACAGCCAGGCAGAGUCCACCAAGUUCCUCAUCCUCACCGUGGUGUCCAUCCUGUGCAUCGUGGGCGUGCUGCUGGCCUCCACCGUGGUCUACUGCCUCCGCCACCGCUCCCACCACAAGCUCAAGGAAAAGCUCACCAACCUGGGAACGGAUACGAGCGGCGAUGCUACCGCCACCUAUCAGGAGCUCUGCCGGCAGCGAAUGGCAGUCAAACCUCCAGCCGAGCGUCCGGAGCCCAUCUCCUCCAGGAUCAACAGCGUCUCGUCCCAGUUCAGCGACGGCGGUCCGGCCAUCAGCCCGUCGGCGCGGAGCAGCAUCUCCUCCUGGAGCGAAGAGCCCGCCCACUCCAACAUGGACAUCUCCACCGGUCACAUGAUCCUGUCCUACAUGGAGGAUCACCUGAAGAACAAGGACCGUCUGGAGAAGGAGUGGGAGGCGCUGUGUGCAUACCAGGCCGAACCCAACGCCUGCACCGUCGGACUCAAGGACGGCAACGCCAAGAAGAACCGUUCGACUGCUGUGGUGGCAUAUGAUCACUCCAGAAUCACCUUGAAGGUGGAGAACAGCCAAGGCAACUCUGAUUACAUCAAUGCCAGCCCCAUUAUGGAUCACGAUCCCAGGAACCCGGCCUACAUCGCCACUCAAGGUCCGCUGCCCUCCACCGUGGCUGAUUUCUGGCAGAUGGUUUGGGAGAAUGGCUGUGUGGUCAUUGUUAUGCUGACUCCUCUGGUGGAGAACGGGGUGAAGCAGUGCUACCAUUACUGGCCUGAUGAAGGAUCCAACCUGUACCACAUCUACGAGGUGAACCUCGUAUCCGAACACAUCUGGUGCGACGACUUCCUGGUUCGCAGCUUCUACCUGAAGAACAUGCAGACCAAUGAGACGCGGACCGUCACUCAGUUCCACUUCCUGACUUGGCUCAACCAGAACGUUCCGGAGACCAGCCGGACGCUGCUCGACUUCCGCAGGAAAGUUAACAAGUGCUACCGGGGACGCUCGUGUCCUAUCAUAGUCCACUGCAGCGACGGAGCUGGAAGAAGUGGAACCUACGUCCUGGUCGACAUGGUCCUCAACAAGAUGGCGAAAGGUGCCAAGGAGAUCGACAUUGCGGCGACUCUGGAGCACCUGAGGGACCAAAGGCCAGGGAUGGUGCAGACGAAGGAUCAGUUUGAGUUUGCUCUGACGGCUGUUGCUGAGGAGGUGAACGCCAUCCUGAAAGCUCUCCCACAGUAGGAAGAAGCUCCGACUGGAGGAUCGCCCUGCUGUUGCCUCCCUUCGUUUCCUCCUUCUGUUGUCUCCAUCUCCUCUUGUGCUUCACUUCA
Stegastes partitus (bicolor damselfish) is the source of this 3140-nucleotide messenger RNA. RefSeq names its product receptor-type tyrosine-protein phosphatase N2-like. The record is from RefSeq and is a predicted model, not a curated record. Gene Ontology annotation, molecular function: protein tyrosine phosphatase activity. Gene Ontology annotation, biological process: insulin secretion involved in cellular response to glucose stimulus; regulation of secretion; protein dephosphorylation. Bases 1 to 3051 code for a protein of 1016 amino acids. The transcript has 22 exons. Gene Ontology annotation, cellular component: synapse; secretory granule. Lineage: Eukaryota; Metazoa; Chordata; Actinopteri; Pomacentridae.